GAGGAGGAGGAGAGAAGAGGGAGAGACAAGAGUCAAGGCUGGCAGCUCCUUCAAGAUGCGAUCGACAAGGCUCCUGUCCCUGCUGAGCUUGUUUCUGUUGGCGGAUGGAGAAACGAGGACGAGCCGCGUCUCUCCCGGCAUGUUUGCCUUCAUGGGGACUUGUGGCGGAUUGCGAGCAGGAUGUUUCAAAGUCAACACCAUGCUGAUGCGACAAAGAGCAAAAAGCGCUAUCAAACGGAGUCUGGAGAUGAAGGAAGAAGGCAGUUUGCGAGUGAGAGGCUAUUCCAUAUGGUAUGGAGUCAGCAAGGCGGCGGACGAUCGCUCGUCGGCUCUGCCUGUUGUGGUCCUGCACGGGGGGCCGGGAGUUCCCUCGCACUACCUGGAACCGCUGGAGGGGCUGAAUCAGAUGGGGGGCAGGAGCGUGUUCUUCUACGAUCAGCUGGGAUGUGGAAGGUCUGACGAGCCUGAGGAGGAGGAGUUCUACUCAGUGCGGCAAAGCGCGGAGGACGCGGCGACCAUGCUCAGUCACUUCGCUGAGUUCCAUGGCCUCCUGGAGGCAGGUGGGUUCCACCUCUUGGGUCACAGCUGGGGAGGAUGCUUGGCAGCAGAGGUGGUGAUGCGUCACCUGGCCCACCACCCGAAGCUCCUUUCAGGCCUCAAGUCUGUCAUUCUCGCGAGCUCUCCCGCGUCUCCUGCUGAGUCGCAGGAACGAGCGACGAAGAUCAUCGACGAGUACAAGAGGGAGCUUGACGGGCUCUCACCUGACGAGCUUGGGAUGAGGCCUGACUGGCCCC
Guillardia theta CCMP2712 is the source of this 794-nucleotide messenger RNA. RefSeq lists its product as hypothetical. NCBI's taxonomy places the organism in Eukaryota, Cryptophyceae, Pyrenomonadales, Geminigeraceae. The transcript has a single exon. The annotation marks the transcript as partial. Gene Ontology annotation, molecular function: peptidase activity. Gene Ontology annotation, biological process: proteolysis. The record is from RefSeq and is a predicted model, not a curated record.